Messenger RNA from Spinacia oleracea (spinach), 1145 nucleotides. RefSeq lists its product as uncharacterized. The coding region runs from base 176 to 967 and encodes 263 amino acids. NCBI's taxonomy places the organism in Eukaryota, Viridiplantae, Streptophyta, Magnoliopsida, Caryophyllales, Amaranthaceae. The record is from RefSeq and is a predicted model, not a curated record. The transcript is spliced from 3 exons.
UAUCGUAAGAGUAAGAAUGCCCGCGAAAAUAUGUCCAUCCCCAAAUUCAAAUCAACUUCUCCUAUAAAUAUACCCUAAAUAGUUAAAUACCAACGCCUUCUCUUGUAACCAACUCUCAGUAUCAGCUAGAGAGAGAAGAGAGUUGGAGAGAGAAAUACAGUUAGAGAGAGAAAGAAUGGCGUGUCCAGCGAUGGCGAGUCCAGUUGAAGAGCAGAUUCAUCAGCAUCAUCAGCAGCGUAUGCUUAUAACAGAGCAAGUGAUGAAUUGCAAGCUCAAAGAGAAGAAACAGCUUUCUCUCGAGAACUACCUUGACUAUCUUCAAUCUCGCGAUUUCUCCAAGUUCACCGUCGGUGAAAUCAAUCAGAUGCAGAUAGUUUCAAUCCAUGGUUUCAAGAAGCCUAAUCAGCGGAAGAAAGCUGAAGAAGCAGUGAAAGCAAUUGAGCCAAUAGAUCCUGCGCGAUCAACUCUGAGGGAAGACAUUUCAUCGUCAAUCAAAGCAACCAUUGGUUUCACUGAAGCAAUCAAGGAUCUUAAGAUUCUCAAUUGGCAAGAGUGCUCCAUAACUUCGAUCAAAUUACUCAAACCAGAGAAUGACAAAAUCGUCCUCGUUUCUCCCUCCACGACAUCCACGAAGUCGAAAUCUGUGAAGGCUGUGCAGCAGCCGAAAUCUCUGGAGGCGGUAAAGAAGUCUAAGUUAGCUUCGUUGCUGAGCAUCGGUAACGGUCCGAACAACAGCGGUAAUUCUGAUGCCCCUGUUUUCCCCUCCACAGCAGCCACCAAAAUGCAGAAAACGAUAAAGCGGCGUAAGCUAUCAUCCUUGACAGAGAGCUCCUGCAGUGGUCCGACCAACGCCGACAGUGGCGGUUCAGGUGAUGCUUCAUCGUCCUCGUUUGUCGCCAGAGGAAAGAAUGGUGGUGGAAAGAAAAGGCUUCAUUCCAUUGUCUGUCUAGGUCCAGCGGCUACUUAGCCGUGGUUGUUUGAGUUUUCAUUUGAAGCUAUAUAUGGUGAUUUUAGUGUUACUAAUCACAGUAACUAGUUUCUUAAUGGCGGAUUUGAAUUUUGGAGGGAAUAUAUGGUACUUGAUUUUGAUUAUAUGCAUUUCAUUUUGUUUAAUUUCAGUAAUUCUAUACGCAUUUUGAUUUUGA